UUUUUUUUAAUAAUGAAUAUAUUAGAUUAUGAUUUUUGUGUAUUUUCAUCUAAUGGUCAAUAUUUAGCUGCUGCCCUUGGUUAUAAUCUGCUUAUCAUAAAGAGUCCUUUUGUUAAUCCUUGCAUCACUACAAAAGCUUCAUACAUUAUUGAUGGUCUUCAGUGGAAUUGUGAAUGCAAUCGUUUAUUGUGUUCUCAGUUAAAAAAUAACUCGUUACAAAUCUAUGAUUUGCAUUCCAAAAUGUGGACACAUAAAAUAAGAUGUGGUUUUUUUAAAUUCAUUGAUUCUAAUUGGAUCGGAUCAGACAAAAUUUUAAUAACAUUGGAGUAUUUCAUGGCAUUAGCAGUUUUAAAUUUAAGGGAUUGUAGUGUUUUUUAUAUUGAAGUACCUAAACCCAUUCAACCUUGCAUAGCUUUUAACAGUAGUGGUAAAACUAUGUUUGUAAUUACCAAAAUUAAUGGCUUUGAAAAAUUAUUGAUGUUGAAUUUAAAAAAAAUAAAAAGAAUUUUAUAUCUUCAAGAUUUUAUUGGACAUUGUAAUGGAAUAUAUAAAUCCCCUAAGGAAAAUUACUUAUGUAUUUUUAACAAUAAAAAUUUAGCAAUCAUCUGUUUUUUAACUGGUGACAUAAUUGGUAAAUAUCAAUUUACAUCUUUAAUCACUGUGUGCUGGGCACCAAAUGAUAAAUUUUUAGCACUUGGAUGUUCCGAAGGUACUAUUAUUGUUUUAGAUAGCACUAAUGAUUUCAAUGUUACGUUUAAAUUACAUCAUUGUAUAAAUCGUGAAUACAAUUUUGAUUAUUACAAAGAGUAUAGUGGAGAUUUGAUUAAAAUAAACUCAAUGUACAUAUAUCCAAAAGAAAAUUUGACUAACAUUUCAUUAAUUAGAUGGAGUUUUUGUGGUAAAUAUUUAUGUACACUUGGGGAUGACUUAUGUUUGCAUAUAUGGAAAAAAACAAAGUUAAUAUGUAUUGUGGAAUUUUCAUCAAACGUUAAGCAAGUUUCUUGGUCACAUUCAGAAAUUAAACUAUGUGCAGUUUUUGGAACACAAUCAAUAUUUUUAUGGACUGACCAAAAUUGUCCAAUAUUAAAAAAAUUACCAAACUUUACAAGUGGAAAUAGAAUGUUGGCUACUAAUAUAUCGUGGUCAUAUAAUAACAAAUAUGUAAUUUUAGUAAAGAGCCAUUUCAGAAUAUCGCAUAAAGUUACUCUUUUGAACAAUUUAUAAUUUGAUAUGAUAUAUGAGC
Molecule: messenger RNA, 1243 nt
Organism: Daktulosphaira vitifoliae (grape phylloxera)
Lineage: Eukaryota; Metazoa; Arthropoda; Insecta; Hemiptera; Phylloxeridae
Product: WD repeat-containing protein WRAP73-like
Exons: 2
Coding region: 13-1224 (403 amino acids)
Biological process (GO): protein localization to mitotic spindle pole body; microtubule anchoring at mitotic spindle pole body; mitotic sister chromatid segregation
Cellular component (GO): MWP complex; mitotic spindle; microtubule organizing center
Molecular function (GO): protein binding
Source: RefSeq, a predicted model, not a curated record